This is a messenger RNA of Lontra canadensis (Northern American river otter), 1556 nucleotides long. It is a transcript of the gene MMP10, whose product is annotated as matrix metallopeptidase 10. Bases 1 to 1428 code for a protein of 475 amino acids. Gene Ontology annotation, molecular function: zinc ion binding; metalloendopeptidase activity. The record is from RefSeq and is a predicted model, not a curated record. NCBI's taxonomy places the organism in Eukaryota, Metazoa, Chordata, Mammalia, Carnivora, Mustelidae. Gene Ontology annotation, biological process: extracellular matrix organization; collagen catabolic process; proteolysis. The transcript is spliced from 10 exons. Gene Ontology annotation, cellular component: extracellular matrix.
AUGGAACAUCUCGCCGUCUUCGUGCUGCUGUGUCUACCCGUCUGCUCGGCAUACCGACUGAGUGGAGCCGUGAGCAAGGACUCAGACGCAGAUUUUGUGAAGCAAUACCUGGAAAAAUACUACAAACUUGCAAAAGAGACGAAACCGUUUGUUAGAAGAAGGGACCAUGGUCCCGUCGUUGAGAAAACCCGAGAAAUGCAGAAGUUCCUCGGGUUGGAGGUGACGGGGAAGCUGGACGCGGACACUCUGGAGAUGAUGCGUAAGCCCAGGUGUGGCGUUCCCGACGUCGGUGACUUCACCACCUUCCCUGGCAUGCCCAAGUGGAGGAAAACCCACCUUACCUACAGGAUUAUAAAUUAUACCUUGGAUUUGCCAAGAGAUGCUGUUGAUUCUGCCAUUGAGAAAGCCCUGAGCCUCUGGCAGGAGGUGACCCCACUGACCUUCUCCAGGGCUGAUGAAGGAGAGGCUGACAUAAAGAUCUCCUUUGCAGUUAGAGAUCAUGGAGACUUUAGCCCUUUUGAUGGACCUGGAAAUGUUUUGGGUCAUGCCUACCCGCCCGGCCCCGGCAUUUAUGGACACGUUCACUUUGACGACGAUGAACUCUGGGUGGAGAAUCAGCCAGGAACCAACUUAUUCCUGGUCGCUGCUCAUGAACUUGGCCACUCCCUGGGUCUCUUUCACUCGGCCGACCCUCGCGCUCUGAUGUACCCAGUCUACAGCGCACACACAGACCUGGCCCGCUUCCGCCUUUCUCAAGAUGACGUGGAUGGCAUCCAGUCCCUGUACGGAUCUCCCCCUGUCUCCCCAGGUGGUCCCGUGGUGCCCACGGAAUCUGUGACUUCAGGACCAGGGACCCCAGCCGCGUGCGACCCCGCUUUGUCCUUCGAUGCGGUCAGCACCCUGAGGGGAGAAAUCCUCUUCUUUAAGGACAGAUAUUUCUGGCGCAGAUCUCAUUGGAGCCUUGAACCUGAAUUUCAUUUGAUUUCUACAUUUUGGCCCUCUCUACCCUCAGACUUGGAUGCUGCAUAUGAAGUUACAAGCAAAGAUACCCUUUUUGUGUUUAAAGGUAAUCAGUUCUGGGCCGUGAGAGAAACGGAGGUAGUAGCAGGUUAUCCGAAAGGCAUCCACACCCUGGGUUUUCCUGCAACAGUGGGGAAAAUUGAUGCGGCCUUUUCUGAUAAGGAAAAGAAGAAAACGUACUUCUUCGUAGGGGACAAAUACUGGCGACUUGAUGAAAACAGCCAGUCCAUGGAGCAAGGCUUCCCCAGACUGACAGCGGAUGACUUUCCCGGGGUUGUGGAGGUUGACGCCGUGUUUCAGCACUUUGGAUUUUUCUACUUCUUCAGAGGACCAUUACAGUUUGCGUUUGACCCCAAUGCCAGGAUGAUAACACACACACUGAAGAGUAACAGCUGGUUGUACUGUUAGAUGAGAAAAGGAGAUCGAUUCAAAGGAAUAUAAUAAUUAUUCGCCUAAUUUAUUAUAAGUCAAAAUGAUGAGUUUCCCCCUCUGUUUAGUGGCCAAAGAGCAUGAGCUCUGUAGACAUGUUCAUGGUC